Messenger RNA from Parnassius mnemosyne (clouded apollo), 1812 nucleotides. NCBI's taxonomy places the organism in Eukaryota, Metazoa, Arthropoda, Insecta, Lepidoptera, Papilionidae. The record is from the annotation of a GenBank genome assembly.
AUGGCUCCUAAGAAAAGUUUGGCGUGGGAUCAUUUUAUGGACAAAGGAGAAAGUAAAGCCGAAUGCAAGAUGUGCAAAGUAAUUAUAUCGUACAAAUCUGGAGUGUCAAACCUUACCAAACAUGUACAGAGAAAACAUAUUUCUGUUAAUUUGGUGAGAAGGGAGCAAGAAGUGGAGCGUCAAGAGGUACCGGCACAUGCUUCACAAGGUACACAAUUUACGACAUCUAAUACUCCAUUGCAAACUGACGCAACACCUAGUACGAUAAGGUCCAAUAGAGUCAUUAUGCCUACUAUCUCAUCAUUCCUUCGACGCGAUUGUCAAAAAAUAAAAAAGCAAAUUGAUGAUCAUUUGAUGAAUUUAUUUAUAUGGGACUUGCAACCAUUUUCUAUAGUGGAAGACAAGGGGUUUCGCGAAUUUAUAAAGUUUGCUUUCCCAAAUUAUACGAUACCAUCGCGAAAAUAUUUCGCCAAUAAUUUAUUGCCAGGGUGGUAUGAAGAGGUAAAAACUAAUACUAAAGCCGCUCUAAUUGAAGAUGCAAAAAGUAUAUGCCUAACGACUGAUAUGUGGACGUCGAGAAAUAAUGACUCGUAUUUAGCGGUUACGGGUCAUUAUAUUGAUAAAAAUUAUAGAUUGCAAUCAGUGCUCCUUGAAUGUAAAGUGUUAGAAAGUCGUCACACAGGGCUAAAUUUAGCUGAAGAGUUAAGAAAUGUCGCUCAAGAGUGGAAUAUUCUUGACAAAGUCCUCCUUGCAGUAUCGGAUAAUGGUGCCAACAUCAAAAGUGCUUUAGCUCAAUUAGAGUGGAAACAUUUUGGCUGUUAUGCGCAUACGCUUAACCUGGCAGUCCAAAAAGUAUUAGUAAGUUCUUACAUAAGGGACUUAAUUAGUAAAGUGAAGGCUAUAGUUUCCUACUUCAAACGAAGUAAUUUGGCAUGGAAUAAAUUGAAAAAAUACCAAGAACAGGCUAAUAAAGUUGUAAAGAGGCCAAUCCAAGAUGUUGCUACAAGGUGGAACUCCACAUUCUACAUGUUACAUAGUUAUGAAUGGGAUAUAUGCCAGUCGUUGAUCAUAGUGUUACAACCGUGUGAAGAAGCGACGAGAGAAAUCAGCGGCCAAAGAUAUUUAAGUGGAAGCUCAGUCAUUCCGUUAACAAUUGGUCUCACCAGCGCUCUCAACGAGAUCGCAAGUUCGACAUAUCGCCAAGAAAAUAAAAUCUCCGUUUUCCCUGAUGAAGUUGAAAUGUGCCGACAGGAUCUCCUCUCAGAAAUAAGCACGCGAUUUUCUAAUUUGGAACAGAGUCGAACUUACACUGUCGCUAUGUUUCUAGACCCGCGGUAUAAGUUAUACUUUGAGAGUGAAAACGUUGCGGACAAUACUAAAAAGCAUAUCAUAGGCCUAGUAACCACGAUAAUUAAUGAAAAUGAAAGAUGUCAGUCUUCAGCAUCAACUUAUGAUAAGCCAGAUAACCAGGAAAAAAAAUCUAACAGUCUAAUAUGGAAGCACUACAAUAAGCAAAUGCAAAAUGUAAGACCAGCUGGGACCGCCCAUAGCAGGGCAAUAAUUGAAACUCAAAAAUAUCUAGAUGACGCAGUUUUGUCUCCAGAUAUGGAUCCUUUGGAGUGGUGGCGAAUGAAUCAAACAAUUUAUCUAAAUUUAGCUAAACUGGCCAAAAUAAAAUUAAACGCCAUGGCCUCUAGCGUGCCUUGUGAACGGUUGUUUUCUGUAGCAGGGAACAUAUUAACGGAGAGGAGGACCCGUUUGGGAAGUCGUAAAGUAGAACAGUUAUUGUUUCUACAACAAAAUAAAAAAUAA